Molecule: messenger RNA, 3777 nt
Organism: Portunus trituberculatus (swimming crab)
Lineage: Eukaryota; Metazoa; Arthropoda; Malacostraca; Decapoda; Portunidae
Product: ubiquitin-conjugating enzyme E2 W-like
Exons: 6
Coding region: 942-1535 (197 amino acids)
Source: RefSeq, a predicted model, not a curated record
CUCUCUGCAACACUCCUUUGCAUCUUCAGUAUCCCCUCGCUCCCUCCUUUCCUUUCAUCGCACCUUCCAACUGCUUUCCUGUCCAUCUUUUCCCCACACUCCACCUCCAGGCUCUCCAUCACACUCUCUUCCCUCUCCUGCAACGCUUCACUCUUACACGGCACCCUCUCUCGCCUCUAUUACGCCUUCUAUUUCUUUUUAUUUACCCCCGCCGGUUGGCUCUUCCGCUUUCUUGCUACGCUAAUGGUGGCGAGGCGGUGGAGGUCAUGCCUGGAUGUGUGUGCAGGCAAGAAGGAGGGUGUUGGAGGCUGCAUCUUACUCCCACCACCUCCCUCUCCGGUCAUUAAAGCACUGGCGUAAAGUUCUUUUUAUUUUAUCAGUUGUUCGGCUGUGACUCGUUCCCCAGGGAGGUGCGAGUGUCAGGCGUCGCUGUGAUGUGCUAGGUUCCUUAUGUUUCAACCCUGCGGCUCUUGGUAAGCCUGGAAACGCGGGUUUUCUGAGAUAUAUCUGAUUAUUUCUGGAGCAGCCUUGUCAGAGCCCUUGCUGACAACUGAGUCUCGCGCGUGAUCAAUAAACAAAAGCCAGGCAGGGGGUGGGGUUAGCGCAGUCCCCAUGUUCUUCACGGAGGCUGACGUCGCCCUCGCAGCGGCCAAUCAUCGCCCAUUCCUAGCAGUCCCUGGAAUCGAUACUGCGCGCUGAUUGGUGGGUGCGCGACUGGCGUGUGUGGUGAUGCUGGGCGCGGGUGGAGGCCAUGUGGGCGGCGGAUGGCUGGUCAGUGUUGCAUGUGGACCGUGUGGAGAAGAACGUUCUGCCGCCACCGCUGGUCACUCACCUGCUCCUACCCGUCCGCUGGUGUGUGCCCCGUGGUGUGCCCUCACUUGGUGUGACCCUCAAAGUUCUGUCCAGUGGUGCCGUCCGCCGCCCACCGCCCGCCGCCCACCAUGCCCAUGUUCACUAAACUGGCCCACAAGACUUCCACGGCGGCCAAAUCCAGUGGUCAGACUGCUGCCAAGACUGCCGUCGCCGCCGCCGCCGCCAAAGGCAACGUUACCAGCCCUGCCGGAAAGCACUUCCUGGACAACACUCGCUGGCAGAAGCGUCUACAGAAGGAGCUUAUGUCUCUGCUGAAGGAGCCUCCGCCGGGCGUGACUGUGGACGUUGAUCAAGCACACACCAAAUUGACUGAGUGGGUGGUGCACAUGGAAGGCGCUGCCGGAACUCUCUACGAAGGAGAAAAAUUCCAACUCCAGUUCAAAUUUUCACCCAAAUACCCGUUUGACUCGCCUGAGGUGAUCUUUGUUGGUGAAAACAUUCCCAUCCAUCCCCACAUCUAUUCCAAUGGACACAUCUGCCUCAGCAUCCUCACGGAAGACUGGUCCCCAGCUCUCUCUGUGCAAGCCAUCUGCCUUUCUAUCAUCUCCAUGCUCUCCUCCUGCAAAGAAAAGAAGCGACCACCAGACAACAGCUACUAUGUCAAGACCUGUAGUGCCAACCCUAAGAAGACUAAGUGGUGGUAUCAUGAUGACACAGUAUGAUAUGAUCUCAGAGGCCCUGCUUGACCUUACCCGCUGCUCAUCGUGGUCCUGGGUCACCGCCUCAUUCCCACGGUGACUUGCAAUAAUAUUAAAGAAAGUGAACAGUCGGUGCUGAAUGAAUAAGGAUGUAUAAGCGUUUUGAUAAAGACUCGCUCCUUGUAUGGAACCUGCAUUUCUGGAGAAGUGGUCUUCUUACUGGAAAAUAUAUACAUAUAUACAUACCACAACUUUGAAAUUUUUUAGUCAUCUGUUUACAGCAAUUUAAAAAACUCAUGGGUCGUACAAGGAUUAUGUCUCAGCAUUGCAUAAUUUAUGAUAUAAAUAGAUAUCCUUGAGACCUUAGAAAAUGUCCAGUCCUGGUUGAACAACACCUGUGAGCCAGCAAGAGUCACAAAGCCACAACUACUCACUGAGGUGCCAGCCCUUUCUGUGGUAUCCCGUCCCUGGUGGUGGUGCUGCUGGAUGGGAGUGCCACACUCACUGCUUCUAAAAUGGCUGCGAUCCUCAAACUUAAGAGAAAGGAAUGUGUCAACCAAGAAUUCUUUCUAUAUAGGUAUUAUUGGUCUGCAGUAUUGUAAUUUAUGAAAAGGAUCACAUGAAACAUAGAUAUCUCAGAACUUGUAUGAUAUGUAAUUCUGCUUUCAAGAGAAGUUACAGGAAAUCACCUAUACAUAUGUGUAUUUCCAUUAUUCAUUGUUCAUAUUUUCAUCUUUAAUUCCAUGUACUUUUCUGCUCUAUGGUGCUGCAACUUCUAGUUUAUCUCCCUCUGCCUCCAUUUCUGGUAUUUUGUGUCCCUCAUUCCCUCUCUUCUAUUUCCUUCCUCCACUUGCUGAGAUGCAUAUUUCUGAUCAGCACACCUAAAUGUUUGUUCCUCAUCACUGCACUUGCUAAUCAUCCUCAUAUUUUUUUUUUUUUUUUUUUUGUGACAACCUGUAUUUAAGAUACUUUGUGAUAACUUACACUAUACUGGAUGCUGCCUUGUAUUCACCUGCACCAUAUUGGUGCAUAUAUUGUGUUACUGUAUGUAGCAUUGGCAUAAUUUUCCCAUGUGAUAAGAUAUGUUUCUCCUUCCACUUACUCCUUACUUGAAAAAAAUAAAAGUGUGUGUCCUUGUCCUGUUUGCUUUUGUAGAUUUUGUUCAGUGUGUCAUAUUUCCAUAAUCUGUGUUUUGUGUUGCUCCUUUGGAUUCUCCUGAUCAGGAUCUUUAUUCAGUCCUAAGACUUGUAUGUGUAUGGUUUGAAAAUGUGGUUCAUCAUUGAAGGAAUUAAUCACAGUAACUUGCAUUUGUCUUCUUUUCCUUGCUCAUAUGAAGUCCUUGAAAUCUUGUAUAAUUUCCUCCACUGCUGGCUUGAGCAUUUUCAAACAUAAUCUUGUGACCUGGGUUAGUACAUGAAUAUUGUUGUAUCCCUCAGAAAUAAUAAGUAUAAGUAAAUCAUCACUUUCAGCUUGUUGAUUUAUAUAAAUCUUUUAAAUUAAGGGUGGAUGGUAUCCCCCUUGAUUACUCAAAAUCAAAUAACAAUAGAGCAUAGUUUGUAUAGAAUCUCCAUUAUAUGAUAAUCUACACUACCUCCCCUUUCCUACACCACAACCAUUGUUGCAGUGUUAAUGCUUUCAACCACUCACAUCUUCCUUCCAUUAUGACAACAACUAGAAAGUAAUAUUUACACUCUUCUCUUGUGUUUCAGUCAGAGAGCUUUAUUAGUGCCCACUUAUGCCUCUCUCUCUUUCCUAAAGACAAUAUAUGUAUGUACCUUAUAUACAAUAUGCAGACACACACAGCCUUCAUGGAAACUAUUAAACUAACUCCAUUGCAACAGAUUGGAGAAAUAACCUAAAGUUGUCUGUUCAGUAAUCCAUCACACCAUGCUGCAGCAGCUGAAACACUGUGUGUCCAGCAGUUGUGCACAAUGUAUUAAGUCUGAGAACACUGCUGAGUGCUGCCACUGCUGUCCCCACUGUCAUACAGAGAGAAGAGGCUGCUGCUUGCUUGCCCAGCCAGUUUCACUGUUUUGUGUUUGGUUGUGUUGUAUGUUGUAGUGCAAUGAGAAGUGUUGACAUAGAAUCAAAGGAACUUAUGAAAGAAGAAAGGACAGAUAUAAAUUAUAGCUGUAGAGGCAAAGUGACAAACACUAAAGUACUAGUGAAUAAGAAAAAAAGUAGUUUUCGUAAUAAGCAAACUGCACCCUCUAAACAAGAAGCUUAUUACUUACUGUGGAGGCUAUAUAUAUAUAUAUAUAUAUAU